Messenger RNA from Aspergillus glaucus CBS 516.65, 2259 nucleotides. RefSeq lists its product as uncharacterized. Bases 1 to 2259 code for a protein of 752 amino acids. The record is from RefSeq and is a predicted model, not a curated record. The transcript is spliced from 6 exons. Gene Ontology annotation, biological process: regulation of DNA-templated transcription; DNA-templated transcription. Lineage: Eukaryota; Fungi; Ascomycota; Eurotiomycetes; Eurotiales; Aspergillaceae. Gene Ontology annotation, molecular function: zinc ion binding; DNA-binding transcription factor activity, RNA polymerase II-specific; DNA binding.
AUGGUCGGGGCAUCUCCUCGCAACGAGCCUGGCUCGGAAAUACGAUCACGAACAAUGAAACAUGUCACCCGUGCGUGCAUUGGUUGUCAAAAGCGCAAGACAAAAUGUGAUGGCGUGAGGCCACAAUGUGCGAAUUGUGCGCUGUAUAAGCAGGGGUGCACGUUUUCGCAAGAGAUCGACAAGCGAAGGAUGGCCUCAAAAGGGAAGAUCUCAAUGAUGAUUUCUUACAUACAAGCACUUGAAUCUCUGCUCUUAGGCCACCAUAUUGAGCUCCCGGCUAGCCGACCAAGUCAAUUUCUACCUGCAGUGUCUAGCCCUUGUCCUUCGGCCAGGGAUUCGCAACCUAUCACGAGCGCUACAGCCCAGGACAUCAGUGAUCACACAGUGCCUUCAAUCGAGCAGUGCAUGUCCACUGCAUCCGAUGAGAAUUCGCCGGAUACGCAAGAUCGAUUGUCUCCUUCUGGCGAAUCUUCCUACGAUACGAACCUCAUCUCAGAUCGGAUGGGUUCAUUGCAGCUUGCGGAAGAUGGUCAGCUGAGAUUCUUCGGGCCCACCUCGAAUCUUCACAUCUUACAUGUUGGACCCUUUCCGCUAUUCAAUUCAAACAUUCGUUCUGUUCACUGGAACGAGAGUCUCAUCCUGAAAGCAGCCGGUGUCGACCAUCAUGUGGAAGAAGAGCUCGAGGAUCAUCUAACCAAGCUAUACUUUACCUGGGAGAAUCCGAAUAUUCCCUUGGUAGAUGAAAGAACAUACUAUCAGGAGAAGUCUCGAUAUCGGAGUCUCAAUCAGCCUAGUCACCGAUACUCAGAGGUCUUAAACAACGCAAUAUGUGCCGUUGGAGCUGCUCUGACCCCUCGCUUCUGUCCCAACCUCCCAGAAUCACUGAUUGACUUCUUUGCGGCAAGGUCCAAGGCCCUCUUGGAAGUCGAAAUGGACUCACCGACUCUUAGUACCGUACAGUCUCUUGGAAUUCUAAGUGGUGUGGAGGCCCUUCUCACCAGAGAUGCUCGUGGUUGGCUGUACAGUGGGAUGGCCAUGCGGCUUGCCACAGACCUGGGUCUUCAUAUCGAUGCUGCUCCUUUUGCCGAGCGGGGUCUCAUGGACCUCGACGAAGUUCGGCUCCGCAGUUCUACAUUCUGGGGCACCUAUACCCAUGAAAGAAUGUGGAGCCUCUAUGUGGGCCGGCCGGAGUCCAUUGAUCACUUAGAUAUCACUGUGCAGUUGCCAUUUCCGGGAGACACCUGUAUAGAUGUGAGCAAGAAAUGGGGCCCAUAUAUCGACGAAGAUCAACAAAGCACCGCUUGGGAAGCCCCGGCAUUGCUCAAUGAGGUUGCCCAAGGCACAGUUACCUUAUGCACGAAGAUGGCUUCCAUAAGAAAGGCUCUGUCAUUAUUCGCUAAUCAGCCGUUCAGAUACGGUACUCCCAGAGGAAACACACUCGAUCUCAAGGGGCGCUACGCAUUUGCAGUCAAGGCUAGAGAUGAGCUUGCUCUCUGGAAAUCUGGAUUGUCAGAAACCCUUCAUGUCGAUAUGAUGGAUCUAGAAUGCAAGCACCUCCCUCACGUUCUACAGCUACACAUGCAAUUCCACGCCGUGAGAAUCAUCGUCGAUCAACUUUUUGCAUUUUUGCCGGCUGGCUCGGACGGUUUAACGACUCAAGACAUGCAAAAGAGCCGCGAGUCCUGCCAUGAUGCGGCGUGGCAUAUCACGAAGCUUCUGCAGGCUAGUCGUCGACGUUUCUCGCUUCGCCGUGUCAAUAUUCAAGCUGUUCACCUCAUAUUCACGGCAAUGUUGGUGCAUGUACACAGCGCCUUCUUAUCGCCUGAUUAUCAGAUUCGGGAUACAGCACGCAGACAGCUCGAAAUCUGUUCGCAAGCAUUGGGAGAAAUUGGCCAGGCUUACAAAAAUGCACUUCGAGUUUUGGAAGUCAUUACUUCGAUCAAAUCCGACCUUCUUCGGCGCGAAAGGAACGUAUUGACUAACGGUGCUACGAUGAUCGGUCAACCAGCUUCCAUGAGUUCCAUGAUUUCACUUGGUCAAAUUCCAUCGACUAUGUUCCUUGGGGAUAUGAGGGCGUCUCAAUCAUGCCAGACUAAUUAUUCAAAUGAUGGGUUAUUGAAUGGGUUCGAUGUUGUGUCGGGGAUUGAUUUAGAGCAAUGUGCCUCUUUGACUGGCCAAAUGCCACUCUCCAACCUACCUUCAUGGACACCCUUCACUGAAACAUUUGCUCUUUCUAACCCGGGAGAAGGUUUUUCUUGA